AUGUCCAAACUCAGACACACAAAGAGCGCGCUGUUCUCGCAGGGGUCACUUGAAUCACGCGCUCGUGCACAGCUCACCUGGACUUGCGAGCGAGAGGACACGGCGACGCACGGGACAGGUGCGCGAGAGGGUACAGCUGGAGACAUGGACCUGCUGUUCCGACUGCUGACACUGCUGGUGCUGUGUGCACUGCCCCACUGCUCCCAGGGACAAGUCUCGUCGCCCAGAAAAUUCCGAGCCAAAGUCCAGGGUCCAACCACAGUCCAUGUCUCCUGGAAGGAACCCCGAGGAGAGUUUGACCACUACAGAGUCCUCUACAGCUCAGGUGGUCCGGAUACUGAGGUCGAGGUUCCUAAACUCGACCCUAAAGUGGUGAUUGAAAACUUUGAGGCGUCUAAAGAAUAUAACUUUAACAUAUUUGCGGUGAAAGGCGAUGAAGAGAGCAAACCUCUGCAGGCCAAACUGGAAGCUCAGUCUGCGGUGGCCUCUCAGAGCAGCUCGAGAGUCAGCUCCACCACCGAGAACAACGAGAUCUCCGAAGAUGUGGAGGAGUUCAUGUGUAAGUCUCCGGCCAUCGCAGACAUCGUGAUCCUAGUGGACGGCUCAUGGAGCAUCGGGAGGAUCAACUUCAGACUUGUGCGGACCUUUCUAGAGAACCUGGUGAAGGCCUUCAGCGUGGACAUCGACAAAACCCGCAUUGGUCUGGCUCAGUACAGUGGAGAUCCUCGUAUCGAGUGGCACCUCAACGCUCACUCCACCAAACAAUCUGUGAUCGACGCCGUCAAGAACCUGCCGUACAAAGGAGGAAACACACUUACCGGUCUGGCUCUGACCUUCAUCCAAGAGAACAGCUUCAAGGCCGAGUCCGGGUCCAGACCUGGAGUCCCAAAAAUCGGGAUCCUGAUCACAGACGGAAAGUCCCAGGACGACGUGAUCCCCCCGGCUCGGAGCCUGAAGGAGGCGGGGAUCGAGCUGUUCGCUAUUGGGGUGAAGAACGCAGACGAGGCGGAGCUGAAGGGCAUCGCGUCGCCCCCUCUGGACACUCAUGUGUAUAACGUGGCGGACUUCAGUGUGAUGAGUGACAUCGUGGAGGGUUUGACGCGGACCGUGUGCGAGCGAGUGGAGCAGCUGGACCGCCAGAUAAAAGGGGGAGGAGCCCCGGCCACGCCCCCCUCUGCUGUGUCCCCGCCCACUGACCUUGUGACCUCUGACAUCACGGCGAGGAGCUUCACUGUGUCCUGGACCCACGCUCCUGGAGAGGUGGAGAAGUACAGGGUUGUCUUCUACCCAGCGUCUGGAGGCCAACCGGAGGAGAAGGUGGUCCUGGGCUCUCAGAACAGUGUACAUCUGGAGUACCUGAACUCGCUGACAGAAUACCAGGUGGCAGUGUUCGCCGUGUACCGCAGCUCGGCCAGCGUCGCUUUGAGAGGCAGCGCCACCACAUUGGCCUUGCCGAUGGUGAACGAGCUGGAGCUGUUCGACAUCACCCACAGCACCAUGAUGGUCCGCUGGAGGACCGCCGUCGGGGCUUCUGGGUACAUGAUCCUGUAUGCGCCGCUGACCGAGAGCGAGACGGCUGACGAGAAGGAGGUGAAGGUGGAGGCGUCGGUGACUGAGGUGGAGCUGGAGGCACUGACCCCCUCCACAGAAUACACGGUCACAGUGUAUGCCCUGUACGGCGAGGAGGCCAGUGACCCCAUGACCAGCCAGCAGACCACCUUGCCGCUGUUACCGGCCAUGAACUUGCGCUUCUCUGACGUCAGCCACAGUUCCAGCAGACUGAGCUGGGACGCCCCCUCCAAGAAGGUGUUGGGGUACCGUAUCAUGUUUGUGAAGACGAGCGGCACCAAGAUCAACGAGGUGGACGUAGGGCCUGUGACCUCCUUCCAGCUGCAGAACCUCACAUCUCUCACAGAGUACACUGUGGGGGUGUCGGCCCUCUACGAUGAGGGACAAGCUGAGGCCACGACCGACAGCUUCACAACCAAGACCGUCCCGGACCCCCUGGACAUCAGCAGCACAGACAUCUCCACAGACAGUUUCAGGGUGAACUGGAGACACGCGGCUGAAAACGUCCUUCUGUACAGAGUCACCUGGACGUCCACAGAUGGAGGCGACAGCGACGAGGUUUUGGUGAAUGGCAACACCAACACGUACCUGAUCAAAGGCCUGACCCCAGCCACAGAGUACGAGGUUCUUCUGGCGGCCAUUUACGCCAACGAGGUGGAGAGCGAUGAGGUCAUCCUGCUGCAGACCACCGCCAAAAGAGCCACGACCACAACAACCAAGGCCACGACCACCACAACUACCACAGCUCCGCGGUUUGGUAUCAGAAACAUGCGUCUGGAUGAUGAGACAACGUACAGUCUCCGAGUGACGUGGCAACCAGUGGACUCCAGGAAUAUCCGCCAUUUUAGACUGAGCUACGUGAGCGCCAAGGGAGACCGCGCUGAGGAGACGCGCACCGUCCCGGCGGGCCAGAGCAGCCUCCUCCUUCAACCUCUCCUCUCUGACACCGAGUACAAAGUGUCUGUGACUCCGGUUUACUCCGAAGGGGACGGUCCCAGCUCCUCGCGCUCGGCUCGCACACUUCCUCUGUCGGCUCCGAAGAACCUGCGUGUGUCGGGGGAAUGGUACAACCGCUUCAGGAUCAGCUGGGACGCCCCACCAUCACCCACCAUGGGGUACCGCAUCGUGUACCAGCCCACCAGCGCGCCUGGUCCUGCUCUGGAGACCUUUGUGGGGGAGGAUGUGAACACCAUGCUGAUCCUGAACCUGCUCAGUGGGAUGGACUACAGCGUCAAAGUCAUCGCCUCCUACACCACAGGCUCCAGCGAGGCUCUGAGCGGGAAGGCCAAGACCUUGUACCUGGGAGUGAACAACCUCAGAGUGUAUCAGGCCAAAGUCUCCAGUCUGUGUGUGCAGUGGCAGCCGCAGAGUCACGCAAGCGCCUACAAGGUUCAGAUAGAGGCCUUAUCAAACGGUCAGCAUCAGGAGGUGCAGCUCCCUGGGGGGUCUGUGCGUCACUGCUUCAUGAACCUGAAACCAAACGUUCAGUACAAAGUGAGUGUGAUCGCUCAGCUGCCGGACGGAACCCAGGGGUCAGCUGUGACUGUGACCGGCAACACACUUCCUGUUCCAACUCCACCUCCGACCAAACCUCCAACAACAACUCCAUUACCCACAAUCCCUGCUGCCAAAGAGGUGUGUAAAGCCGCCAAAGCAGACCUGGUCUUCCUGGUGGAUGGAUCCUGGAGCAUCGGAGACGAGAACUUCCUGAAGAUCAUCGGGUUCCUCUACAGCACCACCGGGGCUCUGGACCAGAUCGGACCCGACGGGACUCAGGUGGCCAUCGCUCAGUUCAGUGAUGACGCUCGCACUGAGUUCAAACUCAACUCUUACAGCGACAAAGAGAAACUCCUGGACGCCAUCAACCGUAUCAGCUACAAGGGCGGCAACACCAAGACCGGCCGGGCGAUCCAGCAUGUGAGGGAGCAGAUCUUCACCGCAGAGGGGGGCGUGAGGAGGGGGGUCCCACGGGUCCUGGUGGUGCUGACGGAUGGACGGUCCCAGGACGAUGUCAACAAGGUGUCCAAGGAGAUGCAAGUGGAAGGCUUCAUCGUCUUCGCCAUCGGCUUUGCGGACGCAGAUUACGGCGAGCUCGUGAGCAUCGCCAGCAAACCCAGUGACAGACACGUGUUCUUUGUGGACGACCUGGACGCCUUCACCAAGAUUGAAGAGAAGCUGGUGACGUUUGUGUGUGAAGCUGCGACGGCCACCUGUCCUUCAGUCCCCAUGAGCGGCAGCACCACUCCAGGUUUCCGGAUGAUGGAGCUGUUUGGCCUGGUGGAGGACAGAUACAGUGGUCUGGCGGGAGUCUCUCUGGUCCCAGGAACCUUCAACACCUUCCCCUGCUUCAGACUGCACAAGGACUCCCUGCUGGCCCAGCCCACCAAGUUCCUCCACGGUGAAGGCCUGCCCUCGGACUACACCAUCUCGCUGCUCUUCAGGCUCCUUCCGGACACUCCUCCGGAACCUUUUGCCGUUUGGGAAAUCCUGGACAAGAACAACGAGCCGCUGGUUGGGGUCAUCCUUGACAAUGGAGGAAAAACUGUGACGUUCUUUAACAACGAUUACAAAGGUGACUUUCAGACUGUGACGUUCGAGGGACCGGAGAUCCAGAAGCUGUUCUAUGGGAGCUUCCAUAAGCUACACAUUGCCAUCAGUAAAACCAGCGCUCGUGUGGUCAUCGACUGCAAAUCUGUGACGGAGAAAAGCAUCAACGCGGCAGGAAACAUCAGCACCGACGGCAUGGAGGUCCUGGGGAGGAUGGUGCGGUCCAGGGACAACCGCCCAAGCGCAGCCACGUUUGAGCUGCAGAGCUUCGACAUUGUCUGCAGUACGUCGUGGGCCAACAGAGACAAGUGCUGUGAGCUGCCAGGACUGAGGAAAGAGGCUGACUGUCCAGCGAUGCCCAAAGCCUGCACCUGCACCCAGGACAGUAAAGGACCCCCGGGACCCCCAGGACCUCCAGGAGGUCCUGGGAUCCGAGGAGCCCGAGGAGAUAGAGGAGAGCCCGGUCCAGUGGGUCCCAUGGGUCCUGUUGGAGAGACCGGAGUGGCUGGACCCCAGGGGCCUCAGGGUCCUCAGGGGCCCAGCGGACGCUCCAUCAUCGGGGCUCCGGGAGGUCCUGGAGAACGGGGACAGAAGGGAGACGCAGGACAGCCGGGACCCCAGGGCAUUCCAGGGCGAUCGGGCUCUCCUGGACCAGCCGGAGUUGCUGGACAACGAGUGAGUGUAUUUUAA
Molecule: messenger RNA, 4806 nt
Organism: Knipowitschia caucasica
Lineage: Eukaryota; Metazoa; Chordata; Actinopteri; Gobiiformes; Gobiidae
Source: the annotation of a GenBank genome assembly